UACGGUCCAGACGAUAUCUUCCGUGCCCUAAAAGGAAAAUGCGUGACCCUCGAAGCAGGAGAGUACACCUACGAACAAUGCUGGCUCGGCAGCACAAAGCAAAAGUCAAAGAAGGGCCACGGUCAAAGCAACAUGGGAAAUUUCAAGCGCAUCGCUCGCGAAAUGGCAGAUGAAGAAGACAGAAUCGACGGAAAGAGUCUUGGGCGUGGUGAGCGUAUGUUGUUGAAGUAUGAGGAUGGUCAACAGUGCUGGAAUGGGCCCCAGAGGAGAACGGAUGUCUGGUUGGGUUGUGCCGAGACGGAGGAGUUGUGGAGGGUUAGUGAGAGUGAGAAGUGUGUUUACAGGAUGGAGAUUGGCACGCCUGCUGCCUGUGACUUUUCGAGAUGGGAUGUUGGAAGUCAGCCCAAGAAGCCUAGACAUCGAGAUGAGCUAUAA
Messenger RNA from Fusarium redolens, 435 nucleotides. RefSeq names its product glucosidase II beta subunit-like protein-domain-containing protein. NCBI's taxonomy places the organism in Eukaryota, Fungi, Ascomycota, Sordariomycetes, Hypocreales, Nectriaceae. Gene Ontology annotation, cellular component: glucosidase II complex. Gene Ontology annotation, biological process: N-glycan processing. The record is from RefSeq and is a predicted model, not a curated record. The annotation marks the transcript as partial. The transcript has a single exon.